GCCUGGCUCACAACUGACCCCUCUGCAUCAUCAGGGGGAGAAGUGUCCUUAAAAGGCCCCAUGGGGGUUGAGUCUCUGAGCUAGGAGCGUUGGUGAGGUCACCGCUUGGCUGGGCUCCACCCGGAGAUGGCAUGGUUUUCUCUGCUCUCCAGGCCUGCCCGGAAGGCUGUAGGGAGGGUCUGGGUUUCUCUUCUGCCCACACCUGGGCAGGAGCCCAGUCAAGCAGAGAAAGGUCCCCAGAGAGCUUCCUCCCCGACCAGCCCUAUCCCAGCCCGACACCAUGUGACUCCCGGGAACUGACAGAGCAGGAGCCGCCCGCGGGCUCUGGGGCGGCAGAAGCCCACAGCCAGCCCGGGCAGCUCUGAGGUCCAGGGUCCACGCAGGCAGGAUUCAGAACGUCCCCGUCCGCCAGGCCCCUUGCAGGGACAGAAGCACAGACUCCUGAACAGGAAGCUCAGCGGACUCUGUGGUUCCAGGGCUCCCGGAGACAGCGGAGCAGACGACCUCAGCCUCCUGGCCUCCCCCACCUCGUCCGCCCGUCCUGGAGAUGGAGUGGCGGGGAGCUGGGCAGCGCGCGGCGCCCCCCGAGAGCAGCCAGGAGGACGAGGCAUUCAACCUGGUCAUUCUGGCGCUCACGGAGCUGCUCAGCCUGGGCGGGCUGCUGGGCAACGGCGUGGUCCUCUGGCUGCUCAGCCGCAACGUCUACAGGAACCCCUUCUCCAUCUACCUCCUGGACGUGGCCUGUGCCGACCUCAUCUUCCUCGGCUGCCACAUGGUGGCUGUCAUCCCCGACCUGCUGCCCCGCCAGCUGACCUUCCCGGGCUUCGUCCAGACCAGUCUGGCCACGCUGAGGUUCUUCUGCUACAUCGUGGGGCUGAGCCUCCUGGCGGCCAUCAGCACAGAGCAGUGCCUGGCCACCCUCUUCCCGGCCUGGUACCUGUGUCGCCGUCCGCGCCACCUGACCACCUGCGUGUGUGCGCUGGCCUGGGCACUCUGCCUCCUGCUGGACCUGCUGCUCAGCGGGGCCUGCACCCAGUUCUUCGGGGAGCCCAGUGGCCAGCUGUGCAGGACACUGUGGCUGGUGGUGGCAGCCCUGCUGGCCACCCUGUGCUGUGCCAUGUGCCUGGCCAGCCUGCUCCUGCUGCUGCGGGUGGAGCGUGGCCCGCAGCGGCACCAGCCCCGGGGCUUCGCGGGCCUGGUCCUCCUGGCCGUCCUCCUGGCCCUCUUCUGCGGCCUGCCCUUCGGCGUCUACUGGCUGACCCGGAGCCUGCACUGGCACACCCCCUACCACUUCUACCACUUCAGUUUCCUCAUGGCGGCCGCUCACAGCUCCGCCAAGCCCGCCAUCUACUUCUGCCUGGGUAGUGCCCGCGGCCGCAGGCUGCGCGAGCCCCUCCGGCUGGUGCUCCAGCGGGCCCUGGGCGACGAGGCCGAGCUGGGGGCCGGGAGGGAGGCCUCCCACAGGGGCCUCGUGGACGUGACGGCCUAGGCCCCCAUCCCGACCCAGCUCUGACCCGCAGCCAGGGAGAUGCCUCUGGGGAACGGGUGGGAUCAGAGGCCGGGGCAGCAAGACCCCCGAGGGAGGCCUCUGCCGAUGACCUGCUGGUGUGGACCCCAGGUGCCACCCGCAUUCCCUGUGGGAGGCUCACCAGGGAGGAGGGUCUCGGGAGGCAGCUCGGGGACUCGCACUUCGAGGAAGCCCCCAGGGCUGUUGUCAUGCGCAGGAACCCAUGAGAGCCGCCCUCUUCAUGACAGCAAAGCUGGAGAGGAAGGGGACAGUCAGUCCCCAGGGUGGGUGCAGGCCAGCCAUCUCCCACAGCUCAUCCUGCCUCCCCACUCAGCCUCCCCAUAGCUGAGGGCACACCCCACCACGGGACACAGCGUGACCGCCCCGGUUCCCCAAGGCCUCUCCCUCCAGCAUAGUCUCAGACGCCCUGAAAUUGGAACUGGUUUAGGCAGGCGGUAUGAGACACUCAGGAAACCCUGGAUGGCCGGCCACAGAAGAAAAUGUCCACCAGACCCCCACACCAGGGCCAGUGAGCAGAGUCGGCCCCCUCCCCCUCAGCGAGAGCAGAGCAAGCAGCCCGCUGAGCCCCGGGAAGCCACGUCAGGCCAGGCUGGUCACUGCAUGUUAGAACAGCUACUGUUGGGGACGCGGCGGGCGCAGCCCCUGACGGACUGCCUGGACUCCCCACCAGCAGUGGGCUGGUGUCUGCCUGGCUCCAGCUGUGCUCUCUGGGUCUGGACUCUGGGCACUCUCUGUCCCAGCACUGCCAAAAACCCGAGGCCACACUCCAUGCAAAGCACCAGCAGCCCGUCUUCGACUCGCAUCCCAUCAGGAGCUUAAGCAGGAAAACAGUGGCAUCCCAAACCACAGUGACCUCCCCACGAGGCUGCACGUGGAUGGACAACUUGGCGGCCCAGCUGCACAGCUGCGAAAGUCCACAUCGACAUUUCCUGCCAGAGGAAGGCGCGCAGGGGCCCAGGAUGGGCUUCCAGAGCCUGGUCAUCGGUGACGAGACUGGGUCCUAGACUACACGGACCUGGACCCAAGCUUCAGAAAGGCCGACGGCCACAGCGUGCCCUGCCUCUUGAGAAGGGCUCUGGGUGGGCAGCAAGGCCUUUGAGGGCCCUUACAGUCCUGCCCACUCCCAGAGCAGCCCCGCAGGACAGUCCAGACUUUGGCUCCUGGACAGCCCCCCGCCCACACUUCUGCCUGGGCAUGUCCCACUCAGGAGGGUCACUUAGGACUCUGCUGGGCUUUGCACACAGCAGGCUGCAGAGCCCCCCGGUACUGGGCCCGGGAUGAUCCCAGAGCUGCCCGGGGUUCAGAACAGAGGCUUUGAGCCCUGCAGCCUGGGCGAAGCCCGGUCCCCACCACCUGUCAUGGUGGAUGGGUUGCUCAGCCCACCACACGCCCCCUCUGCCAUCUGUAAAGCCCAAGAGCCAAGUGACUUCAUGAGUACCAGAGGCUGCGAAGAGUGUCCAGCACCUCACAAGUCCCAACAGAACUGCACUGUGUCUCUGACUCUCCGGGUCCAAGUCCACUGGCCCAAGUCCACUGUGCAUCUUGACCCAGACUGAGGCGUCUGAGAGGGUCUCCUUUCCAACUGCAGGACAUGAUUCUGACAGCGUGGCCAGGCCUCUAGCUGACCUGACAUCCAGUCUUGGCUGAGAUUGAGCUUGUCCUCCUGGGGCCAGGCCCUCCCCCUUCGCGGGCCUCCACCCAGGCUCCUGUGUGCCUUGGCAGGUGUGGGUCCAGGGAGACCCGAGGUGGCCUGGGAGCCAGCAUGGCCCUCCCUCUCCUCCUGGCAGGAUGAACUGCUAUCACUCUGAGAGGAAACGAGAGCAGAAAGGGAAGCGGCCUGUCCACAAGUCCACUUGCAGCCCUGGACACUCUUCCCUCAGACCAAGGAGGAGCCACGGGGGACAGCACAGAUCAGCGCCACGGGCACCACGUCCCUGGACAUUAACCCAUAACCUUCAGUGUGGGGAAGGCACCCCCACUUUACAACGUGGGGUCUCUGAUGCAGGGGAUCUGGGACUGCGCCUGACCACCCAGAAAGCCCCUCCCUGGAUCCCUCCAUACCCUUGCUGGUUCAGGGCUGGCUCGGGAGCCUGUGGCUCUACCCUGGCUCCCCCUCCCCUUUUUCCCCAUCUAGGGUGAAGACAGGCCAGGGGUCCUCGGGACACUCCCUGCCUCCCUGAGUGAGGCCCUUAGUCCAGGGGUUUGGGUGCAGCCGAUCCUUCUAUCUGACUGGCAGCAGGUGUGUAGCCUGGAGGGCCAGCUGGUGGGCUCCCUCUCAGUCCAGACUGCCCGCUCAGCAGUCAAGAGACCCUGAGAUACUAGGCCAGACAAUGGUUCUCCCAGUCUUCAUCAGAGCUUCCAGGUUCCGCCGGGCAAGGCAGCUUGACUGCCCACCUGCCCACCUGCCCACCUGCCCUCACCUGGCUGCACCUCCCCUUCUGCCCUGGAGCCAAGAGGGCCCACCAUGGACCCCAGCCACCUCCUCCCCGACCUCACCUGGCAUGACCUGAGGCCUACUCCCCAAAGAGGACCCUCCCCAGGCCGCAGGCAAAGCCAGACCUGGAGGGGGCCCAGGGGCCUAGGAGGACCUGGCGCGAGGACCAGGUCAGUGCCCCCCAGGACCACCCCCGCAGGACCCAGGCCACACUGGGCCACUCCCACAGCACAGACUUCCCGGGAACAGCACGUCACUGUGGGGACAGCCAACAUUCCAGGGAGCCCCUGUCACCGCGGCCCCUCCCCAGCCUGCAGGGAGCCCUGCCAGGCCCAGGCCGUCUGCCAGGACUCGGGGCAGGGCCCAGGAGGACCCCGCUGCCCACCUCCCCCUGCUCGGGCGUGAGGCUGUCCUGGCGCCGGGUCCUGGUGGCUGCAGGGGACCUGCUCACUCCUCGCUGUCCCCCGUCAGCAGCUGGAGCCACAGGGGCCUGCGGAGCCGGGGGCAGGUGCCUGCGCUGUGCUGCUGCCCGAGUCGCCCCUUUGGUCAGACCCAGUGCCGGGGGCUCUGACUCGGGUCCCACCGCCUGCCCG
Molecule: messenger RNA, 4555 nt
Organism: Sciurus carolinensis (gray squirrel)
Lineage: Eukaryota; Metazoa; Chordata; Mammalia; Rodentia; Sciuridae
Gene: Mrgpre
Product: MAS related GPR family member E
Exons: 2
Coding region: 548-1489 (313 amino acids)
Biological process (GO): G protein-coupled receptor signaling pathway
Cellular component (GO): membrane
Molecular function (GO): G protein-coupled receptor activity
Source: RefSeq, a predicted model, not a curated record